This is a messenger RNA of Chilo suppressalis (striped riceborer), 7955 nucleotides long. The record is from the annotation of a GenBank genome assembly. Lineage: Eukaryota; Metazoa; Arthropoda; Insecta; Lepidoptera; Crambidae.
AUGGCGGAGCUUCUGGAGGCGGUGGCUAGCAGGGGGGACUAUGCCUCCAACAUGGUAACGUCUGCAGAGAUCCGCCCCGAACCAGAGAGAGGACCGGAGAGGGGUCAGAUUCGCCUUAGUCCAGUGUCUCGUGAGGGCUGCCAAGAAAUUUACGGCAUGAACACACCCAACCACUGGCCAGAGUAUGAUUUGAGUACCCGGGUGGCUGCAACUAGAGAAAAAGCAGAGAUGGAGAAACCUACAAUGCACAUGCUCUCCGUGCAGGAGAAGGGGGGCCAGACACGGCAGACGACCCAGUACGUGGCAGCCGUUGCAGCUGCCAUCGGAGCCGUUAUAGCGGGCACCAUUCUGGCCUGGACUUCACCAGCCUUACCUCAGCUGAUCCCCAUGCCCUCCCAAUCCGAUAAUACCAAUAAGACAACAGUCAACUUUGUUAAUAAUAAUGGGACCCUGAUCAACUCCUUGGGGCAGCCUGCAGAUUUUCUUCUAGACACCAAAGACACUAUCGGCGCGUUGAUCGUGGCGUUGCCCGUGGGGUAUCUGGCCCAGAAGCUCGGCCGGAAGCCUACCAUCCUCCUGCUGGCGGUGCCGUUCAUGCUCAACUGGUUGCUCAUCAUCUUCGCCAACGGGGCGGGCAUGCUUAUCGCCGCCAGAUUCGUCGCUGGUCUCGGCACUGGUGGCAUCUGCGUAGCCGCACCGAUGUACAUAGGCGAGAUCGCAGAGACCUCCAUCAGGGGGUCUCUAGGUGCCUUCUUCCAGCUAUUUCUGACUGUGGGCAUCUUAUUCACGUUCGUGAACCGUCGGCGUGAUGCUGAGAAAGCGCUUCGUUGGUUGCGUGGACCUGAUGCCGAUCUGGCAGGUGAACUAGAAGAUAUGCAGAAAGAAGUGGACAACGCUUCUCGCCAAAGAGGUGGAAUCGGCAGCAUGUUCACACAAAGAUCGACCUGUAUGGCCUUCAUCUGUUCUCUAGGCCUCAUGUUCUUCCAGCAGUUCAGCGGGAUCAACGCCGUCAUCUUCUACACCAACCAGAUCUUCCAAUCUGCUGGAUCCGAUAUCCCCCCAGGCAUCGCUACAAUCAUUGUUGGCGUAGUUCAAACGAUCGCUACUUACAUAUCCUCUUUACUCAUCGAACGAGCCGGCCGAAGAAUCCUUCUCCUCCAAAGCAGCAUCAUCAUGGGAAUCUGCUUAGUCGUUCUCGGAGUCUACUUCAAAUUGCAGGAAAACGGCUUGGAUUUGGCCGCCAUAGGAUGGCUUCCUUUAGUCUGUUUGGUCCUUUUCAUAAUCUCCUUCUCUAUGGGCUUCGGCCCAAUACCUUGGAUGAUGAUGGCGGAGCUUUUCCCAGUCGAAUUUAGGGGCACAGCUUCCGGCAUAUCGGUUAUCGUCAAUUGGUUAUUGGUGUUCGUUGUCACUUUAUGCUUCCCCUUAAUGAAGGACGCUAUCGGUAUUUACAGUUGUUUCUGGUUCUUUGCCGCUUUCAUGGUGCUGUGCACUUUCUUCGUGUUCUUCUUAAUACCGGAAACGAAAGGUAAGACCAUCUCUCAGAUUCAGGCUAUACUUGCCGGCAGAAAGUCGUAAGUAGAAUAAAUACAUGCGUGGAUUCACAGGACUUUAAAAAUUAGCUGCUUUGUGAAACUAAUACCGAUAAACAUAGACUUACGCCAUAUAUCCCAUAUGGAGCCGUCAAAGCGUCAAAGAUGAGGUGCAAAUCAGUCCAAAAUCACACCUCAACGAUGCCACAUUAGACAUUGGUUGGGUCUAACAUAAAUUCAAUACUUACUCCGUAUAUUAACUUCGGGAGGUGAAUGAUAAAAUAUGUGAUUAAUUCCGAGUGAUUUCAUAUUGAUGAGGUGUUAUGGAAAGUUAUUUUUGAAGCAGAGGAGUUUUUUGAGAGGAGGUAGGUACCUCCAAAUUUUGGUUAUCAAAUUUUAUGAUAACAAUAUUAACGUAAUUUACAAAAAACUUGCAUGUAAUGCACAUUUGAGCAUUACAUGCAAGUUUGUAUGUACGUCUUAUAUCGCAUUGUACUAAGUUAUUUAAGAAAAGAAGAUUUAUAGCUCUUUUUUUAGCUAGGUAGGCAAAUGUCUCUACCCCACCUGAUGUUAAGUGGUGGUAAAGUCUAGAGGCGAAGACAGCUGGUGCAGCAGUUAUAAACUGCCACACCAGCCAUCCUCACCUUGCCGGCCUGCGAAAAUGCUUCUUCACGCCAUUCUUACAGGACCCCAGAUUGUAGGAAGGAGGGGAACACGUGCGCGGGCAAAAAAUCAGUCACCUAAUUUCUUUGUUCGUGUAGGAAUAGAGGCUAUAUAAGUCGGUGACAACGCAGGCCAGCGCACGUGGUCCUCUGAAGGAAAGGGGAAGGUGGGAAAAGGAAGUAGUCCGCAGAACACUAAAAGAUGAUGACAAAAAUGUAUGUUAAUCCAAGAGAGUUAUAGAAAAAAUGUGCAUAAAACCAUUAAGGAAAACACGGCAGAUAGAAUCAGGGCUAUAAAUCAUGCUUCGUGCCCCACCACAUUUAAAGAAGAAUACUAAACUUUCGUACUGAUUUUUUUACUUUUUAUUUCCAUCUGAAUGAGGUGUAUUAAGGUUUAGUUAUUACGAAACCGUUGUUAUUUUACAAUAAUGAACGGAUAGAGAGCAUUAGUAUAAUUAACUUAUACUAGUACAUUAUAUAAUGAUCACUCGUGUGUUAUCCCAAAUUAUUUUUUGGAUUAAGACGACCAAAGAUAAAUAGGUAAUUUUUACAAUGUAAAUCCAACAUACGAAUAAAAAUAAUUUGACAAAAUCUCUUGCAAUCGAGUCAUAGAGCAUUAUUAUUACGACGUGCAUAAACUUUUUAAAAGUGUUUUUUUUUUAUAUAAGUAGAAAUUUUGAAAAGUAAAGUUAAUAUGAAUGUUUGUAUUUUUAAGUCAGCUUUUACUAUAAUACGGUUUCUCCGUUGCUUAGAAUGAACUACACAUUUCCGUCAAUAAUGUUGGUUAGAGAAUAGAAAAUGACAAUUUUAAUUUUAAUAUUAUUUUAUAUUUUUAUGAUACAUAUGAAAUGUAAUAAUUUCAUUGAUUGAUUGCAUUUGAUCAUGUACAAACUGUUAGUAGCUAAAGUUUUUAGUACAGUUGAUUGAUACAUUUAUUUAUUAUAAAAAGUAAGUCCAAGAGUGAGUGAGCGUGUUAUGGGUUUUUAAAAGGCCUGCACAGACCAGGGGAAAUUGUCUAAGCUUGUUUGAUUCCAUGUCCCUUUUGUCCCAUUAUUCAGACCCCAAACUUGAAAUUCUUUAUACUAAUUUAAUGUCCAUUGCUUUUCAACUAAAAUUCUUUUAGGAAGAUAUAUUUUAAUUAAUAAAACAUCUCUUAGAUGUUAUUACAGACAAUAGGUUAUAAUAGUCUCCGGUGAUUUUCGAAAAAAUCUUCUUUUAUAGAAACUGAAGUAUGAAAUAUAUGCACAAUAAGAGAUAAAUUGAAGUAACCACAAAAUAUCAUGCAUCAAAUAGUAGAUAAAAUAAUACUUCUACGAAAAAUACGCUUUUUAGCUUGAUUAUUAGGACAAAAUUAUACGUCUAGGUAGAAACCGAGACGCAAUAUCCACGGAAAUUGGCUUCGAGCCAUGACGCCGUUUGCUAUUUCAACGUGAUUCAGAAUUCUCUUGAGAUAUAUGUAUAUUGUGAUGGACACAGAAGACAUUACAACGACAUUCCCUCGUUUGUGUAGGUAUUAAUAUGAAUAAGCUAUUUGUAGAUAGAUGCUAAUGCUUUCAUUAUUGCCAUUGUUUAUUUGUCAAUUGUAAUUCUAAAGUACAAAUUUCUCCAAUCAGGAAUUUCAUCUUUAUAUUGAUUUUUGUGCAGUUCUGUGACUGUUUAUUGUAUUGGUUUAGAUAAACAUGAUCAUUCUGCAUAUAAACCAUCAAUUCUAAAUUGUAGUUUAUAUAAAUUCAAAUAUCUUCGUGUAAACAGAUACCUAAGCUAUAUUGGGAAAAUAAUUGUGUAAAACAAACAUGCCAUAGGAUAAAAAGUAAAACAAAACAAAGAAAAUUUUGCAAACGUAAAAGGAAUAUGAAUGAAUAGGAAACAAAGUUGAAAUUGGAAAGAAACUUAAAAGUUCCGCCAGUGCAAAUAUAUAAUUGCGACGGCUAAGCAUUGAAGAAAAUUGUACAUUAGGAAAUAUUUUAAUUAGCAGAAUUUAAAUAGGUAAUAGUUGAAUCUAUAAUGUAGCAAAAAGUGGAAUAUCAAUAAAGCUACUCACGGAACAACUUUUUUCAGAUCAUAUAGAAACGUGCCAAAUUGUUGGGUUCUUGAUAGUUAUAGUAAACAUGAAUAAACUAAUGUUGUUUAUAUUUUUAACUUAAUGAAAUAGUGUUAUUUAUUUAAAUGUUGUUAUUUUUAAAUUAAUUAAAUAAAGGAACGAUUUUUAAGAACUAUGUAUUUUUCAUCUUCUAUUGCAGGCACUUAACAUCUUCAUUAGCCUAUUUAUGUCCUUACUGCACAGACACAGGCUUUCCCUUUCGAUGGGAGAUCAGGAGAGGUUGCUAACUACUGCAGCUUCAGCAGGGACCAAUGGCUUAAAGUGCCUUCCGAAGCACUUUAAUCAAAAUAAUUAAUAAAUUUUUGGUCACCCAUCCUAAAAUUAAAUACAUGAUCAGAUGGCCUUCCUGUUUCACUGGUUUUUGGGGUUCUGUACCUCAAUCGGCUCAACGGAACUCUUUAGGAUCAAUCGGUUCUCUGUCUGUCACACGGUUUCAAUAAGAGGAAAAGUAUUAUUUAGUUGGUAUUCACUUUUAAAAAAAUAUGAGGGUGCUACCUUGGGCUACCUUCAUUAUGUUACAUAUAUAUCUUUAUAUAUAAAAUUCUUCUGUGAGUGUGUAUGUCACUGAACUUCUCUUAAACGACUGGACCGAUUUUGAUGAAAUUUUUUGUGUGUGUUCAAGGGGAUCUGAGAAUGGUUUAGAUUCACAAUUUUUUUUAUGGCGGUACGAAGUUCGCUGGGACAGCUAGUAUACAUAUAUAACUUCAUGGCUCCCACACAACAGACGUGAUUUUUUGACAUUUUUUGUUCGAUAUUAAUAUCCUUGGGCGAGUCCGACUCACAUUUGGCCGGUUUUUAGCAAUUGUCAAGUGUUAUUUGCGAUUUUUAUGAGGCGCAUCAAAUACAGCAGACGACUUUCGUGGUAGAGUGUACCACAAAAAUAUUCAGAGUCAUCUUCCGAGUUCCUGCAUUUCAAUUCCGGUAGUAAAUGUAGUUAUGUAUAUAAAAAAGAGAGUUCGUAUUCUAAGCCAUGGCAGUUUAUACAUAUUUACACUUAAAUAAACAUGUCAUGUAUCAUUUUUUGCAGUUCUUUCAGUAACCCUCAUGUUACCCUAGUACUUAUAUGAUACCUACAAGUUUGAGUGUCACAGAAAGAUGCAGCGUGCGGUCGGGGUGGCUGCCAGUUGUAUUCGCUUGCAAUGUGAGCGAAUGUUUAAACACUAGACCAAUUAGGGCUGACAGCGGCCGCAGGCCACCUCUGUCUGUGAGACCCUUAACCCAAGCCUUACAUAUUAUACUUUGCAGCUAGCCAAAGGAAAUUUAUGGUCAAGUGAAGCAAAAGGUGCGAAAACUAAAAUAGCUCUUACAAUGCCUAAUCAAACUUUAUAACAAACACAACCAGUUAUUUAUAUACAAACUAAUAAUUUCCAUCAUGAACAUGAACCAAUUAAAACAUAGAGGACGUCAACGACGGGCACUCCUUGCAAAUGGCUCUCUUCUCAAUAUCGUCUAUCCGUGUGGUCAGCUCGGAGAUGUGCUUCUCGAUGGCUCUGACGUCACUUCUGAAGCUUGUCACCGUGGCGUCUAACUCCGUCAAAUACUGUAUCUUGUUGCUUAGCUCAUCGUACUUCUGCGAUAUGAAGUCUCUUGCGUUUUGGGAAUCGGUAAGUUCCUUCUCGAUUUUGUGCACGAUCUCGUAACGUAGCUCGUCGAAUUUCGACUCCAAGCUUGGUCCCAACAAAUGUGCCCCCUUUAUCGCCAGCUCUUCCUCGAGACGCAUUUUACUCGGCAGUUUCGUAUGGCAAGCCAUUGUAAUCAAUGGUAAGGUUUGUUCACUCGAAACAAUUUUAUUUUGUCAUAAUCCCCGAUCAUUUUACGUGGUGAAUUUGUAAUUUGGUGAAAUUUUUUCCGAAAUGCCGAAACGUGUCAAAAGGGAUACCUAUUAUUUCAACAUGUAAACGUCCUGUCAGUUUUUAUUUAAAUUUAGAUUACAAUGUUUUUGUACCGUUGAGGUUCAAUAUGCCUUUAGUUAUUGUUCUGAGUUCAGAAUAAUAACCGAAGUCAUAAUUUAGAGGUUCUGAGUUCAAUGACAUAUGAAUGGGAAUAUAGCUUUUGGAGGAGUUGAAUGACGUAUUGGUUAGCCAUAACAGUCCAUAUCACAAAGUUCACAACGCGGCGUCUUUUAUAGCGUGACCUUAAUGUGAUUACAUCAAGGAAGUUACAUGCUUAAUGUAAGGUAUAUAACUUCCUUGGGUUACAACAUGGUUAUUAGGUGUGGGCGUUUUUAGAAUAACGAUGCGCGAUAACGAUGCCAGAGUUGGAUGCGCGCAUCCGAUGCGACUGGAUGCCAUUAUUGGAUGCCGAUGCCAUCUAGUUUUUGUCAACGUUACUAUAGUAACAGUGCCACAAACUCAUGUGCCGGUGAAGAUGUCGCUAGCGGUGAACAAAUAUGUCAAAGAUGUCACAAUACUAUGGAUAAAUUGGAUAGUUCCAAUUCUUGCCACCGGCACUGAAAAGUUUGUGAUACUACGAUACUGACAUUCACUUGGCAUCGAUGCGAUGCCGGCAUCGGUGCGCGGAUCCGAUGCCAUUUAUCUGAUACCGAUGCGCAUCGAUUUCACAAAUAUCUGGGAACGCCCAUCUCUACUGGUUAUACUAAAAAUAUAUUGCCUUAAAUUCCUCUGUGCCGUCCUAAGCCGUUGGUACCGGGUGUUGCAUCUGCAGAGUAUAUUGAUCCGUAUGCACCGCGUCAGACUUCUUGAGCACCAACCACUGACAAGAGCUGUCACAGACUACUGCGGAGGCUUGCUCCGCAGUAGCAAUUUUAAAUACAAAAACCUCUACUACACAAGUUUAUUUCUCUGUGGUUUUGCUCAAGAAGUUUGCGUCUACCUAUAUAAUGAAUCCAUGUUGUGGGUCAUGUUUUACCUAUCUAUUCUCACAUACUUUUGUACCUAUAUAUUCUCAUUUCUGUGCAUAUGAAACAACUAAGUCCUGGCAUAAACCGGCAUUAAUAGUGAUUUAUAUCCUAACAAUGGGGACACUAAAUAAAUAAGUAAUUAGAGGACAUAAAUUAUGAUGAUAAUAAUACAAUCGUUGAAGCUUAUUCUGCUUAAAUAAAAUUAUAUUAAUAUCUGAACGAUCCUGUAUGGUGGGAUUUCUGUCGGCUCCUUGUUAUAAUAACGCUUUGAAAAGAUGUGCAAUUUAUAAUAAACAAUAUUCUCACAAGACCUGAUUUAUGUUAUUUGAUUUAUUUCAAUUUCAUUAUUUAUGACAUGACGCUUAGCGAGACCUAUCAUUCAUCCAUUAUUUAUGAUAAUAAUAAAUCAAUGAAUAUUCUUUAUUGCACUGAAAGACAGUUUUUCAGAAAUACAAAAAACAGAAAUGUAAAAAUAAAAGGCUGCCUUAUUGCUAACUAGCUGUACCCCGCGGUGUUACCCGCGUUUUAUUAGGGAUAUUUUCCUGCAGUAAAACGUAACCUAUGUAUUAUCCUAUGUAAUCCAGGGUGUCAGCUAACUCCAUACCAAAUUUUAUUAAAAUCGCACCAGCCGUUUAGAUGUGAAGAAGUAACAAACACACACUCACAAACUUUCGCCUUUGUAAUAUUAGUGUGAUAAUUAUAAUUUAGUGAUACCUACCACUGCACUUUCUCCCUACCAUUUUCCAAGACAAUACUUGUUAAUACGAGAAGAAACACAUUGCAGGCCGGCAAGGUGAGGAUGG